AUGGGAUCAAUAGCUGCAGCCACACCCCUCGAUCGGGCUGGUGAAGUCAAAGAUCUUCUCGACGCAAUUCAAGACUUGAUCAUACCCUUCAUACGCUCCGCAGACGAGGAUGCAGCUACGAAGCAUACUGGUCAUGGUCUCAGGAUUGAAGGUGACGGCCCCAGAACUGUGCUCGUCGAGCACCACCCCCCGAAAAAACUCGAGUCGAUUCUCAGUGAAGAGCUGGAGAUCAACGAAAGCAAGGUCGGAAAAGAUGGAUUGAUCAAGCUGGUGAGCUCUGUGUUGAAGUACAGCGUCAACACUUGGGACCAGGGGUUUCUCGACAAACUGUAUGCGAGUACGAAUGCGGUGGGCGUCGUCAGUGAGCUGCUACUGGCAGUGCUCAACACUAAUGCCCACGUCUACUCCGUCUCGCCUGUGCUGACUCUGGUGGAAAAACGAACAACCAAGUACCUGGCCUCCCUAUUCGGUCUCCCAGAUGAGACAUCAGGAGGAAUCUCCCAACCAGGUGGCAGUGCCGCCAACGCCUCUGCCAUUGCCAUAGCCAGAAACACACUGUACCCAGAGACAAAGGCCGAUGGCAAUGGAAGCCACAAGUUCACCCUCUUCACCUCUGCCCACGGCCACUACUCGGUCGAGAAAGCCGCAAACCUCUUUGGCCUGGGCUCCAGAAACGUCAUCGCCGUCCCUGUCGACGACCGCGGCUGCAUGAUCCCCGCUGAGCUCGAACGCUGCAUCAACGAGUCCAAGGCUCGGGGCGAAACACCCUUGUUCCUCAACGCCACAGCCGGCACGACCGUCCAAGGAUCCUUUGACCCCUUCCCCGCGCUCUCGACAAUCUGCAAAACACACAACCUCUGGUUCCACAUCGACGGCUCCUGGGGCGGCAGCGUAGUCUUCAACCCAGCCUACGCAUCCUCGCGCCUUGCAGGCGCCCACCUCGCAGACAGCAUCACCAUCAACCCGCACAAGAUGCUCGGUGCCCCCAUCACCACCAGCUUUCUCCUCGGCCGCGACAUGAACACCUUCUACCGCGCACUCACCCUCCCCGCAGGCUACCUCUUCCACAACGCCCCAGGCACACACGCAGUCGACAUUUACGAUCUCGCAGACCUCACUCCGCAAUGCGGCCGCCGCGCAGAUAGCCUCAAGUUUUUCCUCGCCCUGCAGUACUACGGCCCCUCGCACUUUGCCUCUCUCGUCGCAAACGCCUACGCAAACGCAGAGUACCUGCUGAACCUUCUCAAGCAGAGCGGAAACUUUCGCACGAUUAGCCCGGAGCCGCUGCCGUGCUUGCAGGUCUGCUUCUACUAUGCGAGGGGCGGCCAGCGCAGUCGUGAUGCUGAACGCAAUAGUCGCGCUACGACGCAGAUUGCGCAGAGGCUUGUCAGCAAGGGCUUUAUGGUUGAUUUUGCGCCUGGCGACGACGGCAAGUUCUUCCGCGUCGUGGUGAAUGGAGGUGUGCUGAGGGGCACGCUGGAUGGCCUGGUCAAGGCGAUUGAGGAGAUUGCGGACGAGUUGGGGUGUUAGAUAUGUUUAGUAUCGUGGAGAAUACCGGAAAGAAGAGUAAUGGAGAGUUGAAGUGGGUAUUUCGAAAGGAUUAAACACAUCGUUUUCUGAAAAGGCAGAAUGAAAUAUUCACUUGGACAGGUACAUACUGC
This is a messenger RNA of Exserohilum turcica Et28A, 1661 nucleotides long. RefSeq lists its product as uncharacterized. The transcript is spliced from 3 exons. The coding region runs from base 1 to 1530 and encodes 509 amino acids. The record is from RefSeq and is a predicted model, not a curated record. Gene Ontology annotation, biological process: carboxylic acid metabolic process. Gene Ontology annotation, molecular function: carboxy-lyase activity; pyridoxal phosphate binding. Lineage: Eukaryota; Fungi; Ascomycota; Dothideomycetes; Pleosporales; Pleosporaceae. Gene Ontology annotation, cellular component: cytoplasm.